AUGUCUUCAAAUCAAAAACUCCCUGUAGAUCUUGAACUUAAAAAAGCUUUUCAGGAACUGCAAAUGAAGAUGCUAUCAACGUCCCAGCAGUUAAAGGUCUCAGACCUUCAAAUAGAGCAGCUGAAAAAUCAAAUCACUAGGACAAAAUUGGUUGGUAAAGAAUUAGAAGCAUUACCUGAAAAUGUCAAUACUUACAGGAGCCUCGGCAGAAUGUUCCUCAAAACACCUUUACAAAUUGUUCAUCAAUAUUUGGACAAAGAAACCAGCGGGUUUCAAGAUAAAAUAAAAUCAAUAGAAAAUACUAAACAUUAUUUGGAAAGAACUCUGAAAGAAAGUGAGGAAAAUUUAAGAGAAUUAGUACUUUCUAAGCAAAGAGAACAAACGUGA
Messenger RNA from Helobdella robusta, 387 nucleotides. RefSeq lists its product as hypothetical. Bases 1 to 387 code for a protein of 128 amino acids. Gene Ontology annotation, biological process: protein folding. The record is from RefSeq and is a predicted model, not a curated record. Gene Ontology annotation, molecular function: protein folding chaperone. Gene Ontology annotation, cellular component: prefoldin complex; cytoplasm. The transcript is spliced from 4 exons. Lineage: Eukaryota; Metazoa; Annelida; Clitellata; Rhynchobdellida; Glossiphoniidae.